AUGGCAUCCCCUCCACCUCCCCUAGCAGGACAUCUGGCGCACAAACUCCUGCACACACUCGCAGACCUAAACAGCUCAGACAACCUCCUCGGCAUCAGUGCACUAUUGAACUCCACGAUCCAUACAGAGAAGAGAGCUCUCAGCGAUUUCAUUGGCUUGAUCAUUGUGAUAUUACUACAAGCGCUUCUGAUGUCUUUGAUACGACAUGUAAUGCUAAGAACGGCUGGAACACAUUUAAUCUACUCUUCAACGAGAGCUCGUCAUUAUACACAAAAAGCCGUGGCCAAGUCCAAUUAUUUCAAUUCGGAACUUACACGUCGAAUCAUUUCUUCGCCUAGACGACUGCGCAAUGACAUGUUUCAAGGCGUCACCUAUAAUGUGCUCUUUCUAAUCCUCGUCAACGUUCUCACUUGUAUUUGCGCGUCUAACAUCUGGAAUCUGGCCUCUCAAGCUAUAGCAGCUCUACUCCUCGCAAACUAUCACGCCCGAUGGACAAAAGGCAUUCUCUCUCUACCCCAAGCAAGGAGGGUUAUACUAUCCUUGCCGAAAAGGGAGCUAGUGGUUCCCUGCUUAAUGUACACUUUUGCCGCAGAAGUGACGGCAAAAUUGCCAGGUCUAGUGAGUAGACUUUUCUCACUCAAUAUGGGAGAUGAUAUGGCGAAGAUCGAGACCAUCGCUUUCGGUGAUGGGUGUUUGUUGCUUGUUGCAUUGGGGUUGAGAUUACUCGUGUUGUAUCCGACUUUUGCUGCGUAUGUUUGCAUCGAGACUGAACACAUCGACGCGAGAACUGGGGGUGGAAGUUCAGAUCACGCAGCUGCCGGAGAGACGAUAUCCUCAGACUUUGACUUGAGGACUUACAGCGAGGCAGCGUCUUUAUGCUUCAAGAAAACAGCGCCUUGGCUUGCACUGCUGCAUUUCCAGACGGUACUGAUUGUUGCUGCUGUUGAAGUACUCACGCUUCCUCUCAUCCACAGGGCGGCUUUCGGAGCCGAAGUGUAA
Aureobasidium subglaciale EXF-2481 is the source of this 999-nucleotide messenger RNA. RefSeq lists its product as uncharacterized. The record is from RefSeq and is a predicted model, not a curated record. NCBI's taxonomy places the organism in Eukaryota, Fungi, Ascomycota, Dothideomycetes, Dothideales, Saccotheciaceae. Bases 1 to 999 code for a protein of 332 amino acids. The transcript has 2 exons.